Molecule: messenger RNA, 1648 nt
Organism: Clarias gariepinus (North African catfish)
Lineage: Eukaryota; Metazoa; Chordata; Actinopteri; Siluriformes; Clariidae
Gene: gjc4b
Product: gap junction protein gamma 4b
Exons: 3
Coding region: 205-1371 (388 amino acids)
Biological process (GO): cell communication
Cellular component (GO): connexin complex
Source: RefSeq, a predicted model, not a curated record
GACGCGGGGAGAAACACACAGGAAUCACAUGGACCUAAUCUGAGAGCUUUAACGGGGACUGAGCGUUUGGUUGGAAGUUGGAGAGAGUAAACAAUGUGGUAAUUUUCUACACAUUAGGCGAACAAAAAAAAAGAAGCACCAAAGGAAAAGCGAGUGGAAGAAAUCUCUUUGACGAACUGACCAGCGUGCUGUAUUAGCCACACCAUGAGUUGGAGUUUUUUGACUCGUCUUCUGGAGGAGAUCUCCAACCACUCCACGUUUGUAGGCAAAAUUUGGCUUACACUGCUCAUUGUAUUUCGGAUUGUACUUACCGUGGUGGGUGGUGAGUCAAUAUACUAUGAUGAACAGAGCAAGUUUGUAUGCAAUACGCAUCAACCUGGUUGCGAAAACGUGUGCUAUGAUGCGUUCGCACCGCUCUCGCAUGUAAGGUUCUGGGUGUUUCAGAUCAUCAUGAUUACCACACCCACUAUUAUGUACCUUGGCUUCGCUAUGCAUAAGAUUGCACGCAUGGACGACGACGAAUAUGGGCCACGAGGUGGGCGCAAACGAAUGCCUCUGGUAAAACGCAGUACCAACCGCGACUACGAGGAGGCCGAGGACAAUGGUGAGGAAGACCCCAUGAUCACAGAGGAGAUUGAGCCGGAAAAGGAAAAAGAGAAGGAGAAAGAAGGGAGGAAGAAACACGACGGACGGAGACGGAUCAAGCGUGACGGCCUGAUGAAGGUGUAUGUGAUGCAGCUUUUGUCACGUGUGGCUUUCGAGGUGGCUUUCCUGUUCGGCCAGUAUGUGCUGUACGGGUUUGAAGUGUUGCCAUCAUACGUGUGCACUCGUAGCCCAUGCCCACACACAGUGGAUUGCUUUGUGUCGCGUCCCACUGAGAAGACCAUCUUCCUGCUCAUUAUGUACGCUGUGAGCGCCCUCUGUCUGCUGCUCACCGUGCUCGAGAUCUUGCACCUGGGCAUCAGCGGCAUCCGUGAUGUGUUCCAACGUCGUGCACGCCGUCAACAUCAUCAAAUCGCCUUGACCAACCAGAGGACAGCGGUCUGCUCACGUCACAUGCCUUCAGCACCACCUGGCUACCACACAGCCCUGAAGAAGGAUGGCAAGGCAGGUGCAAGCCUGCAAUACAACCUCGGCGACUCAGGCCGCGAAUCUCUGGGUGAUGAGGCAUCCUCACGGGAGCUGGACCGCCUACGGAGACAUCUAAAGCUAGCUCAGCAGCACCUGGACCUGGCGUACCAGAGUGAGGAGGGCAGUCCGGUGCGAAGCAGCAGCCCAGAGUCUAACGGCAUAGCCGCUGAGCAAAACCGCCUCAACUUUGAGAAACAGGAGAAGCAAGCGAGCUCAUGUGAGAAAGGGAUCAGAGCCUGAAUCUUAAGUCAACAGUUUGGAUCUGCCCUCUUUCCUCCCGAAACAACAUGGAGGAAGGGCCGCUAUGAAGAUGGACGACUUAAGAGUGUGUAGGAUUUUUUAGCAAGUCAACAAGACACUGAGCACACUGGUGAAUUGUAAAGAACAGCCUGUGCAGUAUUAUGGCAGGCCUUAGUGUCUGCCUUUGACAAGAUCUCGGCAGCCAGCACUAUGCGGAGAAGUCUGCCUGACAUUCCAAAGUUCCCAAGGGCCAAUAAAACUUUCUUUCUGUAGCUGA